Messenger RNA from Nothobranchius furzeri (turquoise killifish), 2125 nucleotides. It is a transcript of the gene grxcr1a, whose product is annotated as glutaredoxin and cysteine rich domain containing 1 a. Gene Ontology annotation, biological process: sensory perception of sound. Lineage: Eukaryota; Metazoa; Chordata; Actinopteri; Cyprinodontiformes; Nothobranchiidae. The record is from RefSeq and is a predicted model, not a curated record.
AUGGAGGGGACGGUGGUGACGGCAGGGCAGGAGAAGCCACAGAAGCGGGUGAGGUUCCGGGUGGCUUCAGGGAACAGCGGCCGGGUUCUGAAAGAGAUGUUCAAAGAUGAGGGGCCUUCAGACUCCCUGGAUUCAGACUGCACCAGCAGCUCAGACGCAGAGCGAGCCAGCACCCCAUCCACAACAGGAGAAGUCCACGGACACCUGUACGGAUUCCUGGGCUCUGAGCUGGACGACAGCGAGAGUGAGCCCGAUGAACUGCUGGUAUACGCGGGGGGCACCAAGGACUGGAUGUUCACCACCAAGAGAGUCAACAUCCUGAGUAAAAACGGGACAGUCAGAGGGGUAAAACACAAAGUCAGUGCGGGUCAGACGCUGUUUGAAAACCUUCCUAAUGCUAUGGGGUUGUCACUCGAGUUUGGGCGUAUUGUGAUCUACACCACGAGUUUCCGUGUGGUGAGGACGACAUUCGAGCGCUGUGAACUGGUGAGGAAGAUUUUCCAGAACCACAGGGUGAGGUUUGUAGAGAAGAACAUUGCCCUGGACAGCGAGUACGGGAAGGAGCUGGAGCAGCGGUGCAAAUGUGUGGGUGAACCUCCCUCACUGCCAGUUGUGUUCAUUGAUGGACACUACCUUGGGGGUGCUGAGAAAAUACUUGGCAUGAAUGAAUCAGGAGAGCUGCAAGAUCUUCUGACAAAAAUCGAGAGGGUACAGCAUCCCCAUACGUGCCAGACCUGUGGAGGCUUUGCCUUUAUCCCGUGCCCGAUGUGCCAUGGCAGCAAGAUGUCUGUGUUUCGCAACUGCUUCACGGAUUCCUUCAAAGCCCUCAAGUGCACUUCCUGCAAUGAAAAUGGGCUGCAGCCCUGUGCAAGUUGCAGUCAGUGAGGGCAUUAAGUGCCUGGACCAAAACAUCUCUCCCUCCUCUACAGGAGAACAGAAAAAUGAGCUAGACUGCAGCUCAGGCAGGCAAAUGCAGCUCGGCAGGAAUCUCUAUCCAUGGCCAUUGUAGUAAAGAAGAUUGGAAUUUCUAAUAACAUCUGCACACUUGUUGAUUUGAGUAUACUGAUUUGUGAUGAAAUAUUGCAAAUUGUCCUUUUUCUUUGGAAAUGUAUCUUCUGCAUUGCAGAAAGCAAUAUCUUUGUAAAAAGUUCAUUGAAGGAUUUUGUACCAGUUUACCCUCCGGGACACCUAAGCUUGUUAGUAAGGAGGCUUCUUAAUCAAUAAUUCUCUCGUCACUAAUCCCAUAUCAGACAGCCCGGGGUUAGGACACAGCAGACACUCAGGACAAACAGUGAAAGUCAAAGGGCUCCCUUUUCAGAUAGCAAAAAACAUCAAGCUGGAACUUUUACAGCAAGGUACAACAAUUUAUUCCAACUAAAGAUUAUAUUACUAAUGUACAAACACAUAGGCUUGCAGGUACCAUCAUCAAAGCUUCUGAUAAUAUUCCAAAUAUUCUGCAUCUGGACAGCAGCUCCAGCUGAGCUCCAGAUGUACAAUUCUUGGUAUGCCAGCAGGUAGCUUCUAAUUUAGAGACAAAGUCAGUUCAAGGUUUACAAUCAUUAAAUUACUUUGCAUCUCAUAAAAAUAAAAAGUUGUUUCAUAAUUAUUUUUGCAACUCUCACGUUACAUGCAUAUGGAGGUUUUUGUUUUUGCAGAGCAGCCAAUUAUUCUUACUGGGAUAAAAACACGACUUGGUCAUAAUUAUGAGAAACUACAUUAUAUUUAAAACUUUAAAGUUAAAAUUCUAUUUUAUAAUGAUCAUUGUACAUUUGACUUGGCGUCUCAUAUUCAUGAUAUAUUAACUAAUACCAGUCAUUUUAUAUUUUAUACUUACAAAAAGGCAUCAUUGCAACAAGACCAGACAUAAUCAGUGUUUAUUUGAGCUGAAAAGUUAUUGUUAUGAGAUACCAUCAUAUCUCAUAAUAAUAACCUAGUUUCUCAGUUACAUUUUAUUUUAAAUAGUGCCUUAACACUAAGUAUUUAUCGUUUUUUUAUAAUUAUUUCUAAUUAAUAAUGAUUAGGUUUGGUGAUGUAAUAUGUUGCAUCCUAUAAAUACAAACUACAUGGAUUGAACGCAUGUGUUGUGCGUUUUUGUUCUUUGCUAUGGAAAAAAAUACAGCCACUC